UAUCUCAUUUCAUUUCCUUUGAGUGCAAUUUCACAAAUCGACCCCUUCUAAGGUGAUUGCAUUCGUUGGAUGCGAUGCCUAGGUAACCACCAUAUCGAAUCCAGUAUCUACACUCAGUUCAAUGUUUUUUUCAGAGUUACGUUUCGCGUUAGCUGAGACUGAUCGCCCUGUUUACUGAUGGAACGAACGGAAGAGACGAAGUCAUUGUUUCAAACUCACAGAUACACUCAUGCGCUUGCUCGCUUAAUGGUUGGCUUAGUGAUUGUUGCGUUGGUUUGUAGUUUUCGAUUUUUUUUUUCAAGCGAGUAUUGCGCGGUCUACGCUCACCCAAACAAAGCUGUAUUACAUAGUCAGCCAAUUGUGAUUUUGGCCCCAAAAUGAAAAUAAAAACAAAACAUAAAUAAAAAAAAUAAAAACUAUUUACAAAUAGGUAUCAUAAUAACAAUAACAACUUCAAUUUAUCGGCUGGCAUCGAGUGAUCAUAAAAACACACACACACACACACAAGAUUGAGUUCAUUUGUUAUGAAUUGGCUCCCUUAGAGGCGUUAAAUGUUUGUUUGUCUUUCUUUCGAAUGGCUUAGAGGUGGUUUGUAAACCAGUGUAAUUCGGUUUUAAAAAUUCUUUUCUCCAUCUUCGUGUGUGUGUGUGUGUGUAUUCAAGUGUUCCUGUCUUUAUUUUGUGUUCUUAUUUUGGGGAGCGGGGGGUUCCCGCCAGCUUCUAUGGAAAUCAACGACUUCGAUGUGUGUCUGUCGUCUAUAUCAUGGAUUUAUCUUUUGUUCUCUAGCAGUGAAUUGAAUGGAGAACCGAAAUAACGGCAGAUGCAACAGAAAUUGCUGAACUGGUAGUACCGGUAUUUAUUUUGGUCAAGUUUGGUGAACACAAAGUAAGUGGAUAAGGCCAAAUUGCAAUGAGUGAAUUCAGUGAUUUUAAAGAAAUACAAAAGCAACAACCAUAUUAAACUAAUAUGCAAAGCAAAGAAAUACCAACAACAACAACAACAACAGCAGCAGCAAUAAAAACCCACAACGUACAAUGGGUUGUUAACAACUCCCCUGUAAUGGAACGUGUUGGAAUUUCGCCUCAAAAAAUAAGCAGAAAAUCACAUCAAAAAAAUACACAUCAAUAUUUGUGAAAUACACACACACACAAACGUACGCGUCAACACAUCAAUGGUGUGAACAAAACAAAGCAAAUUUACAAAUUAUUUAAAUCAAUAACAAGAAAAUUAUAAAUUGCUAACAAAUUCGUGGUAAGCACAAAAACUGUACCAUAGCCUCUCUAAGCCUCCCGAGUGGCUUCCCCCCCGCGCACACGCACACACCAAACACACAUUAAAUAAUCAAAUAUUGAUGACGUCCAACUCUGCCGAAUUGUGAGUGAGCAGAGAUGGCAUAACACCCAAAGUGGAUACGUUUUGCUUUGGUCGAACAACGUUGGGGCCAUUUGUUGAAAAUUUGGCUAAGCUCUUUAAAAUGACACGUGCAUGCUGUCGUUUUGGAUCGAAUUGGAGCUGAGAUAUUGGCAGUUUGCUGGCCACUUCCUGCUGUGCUGCUGCUAGUGGGCGUCAUUAAAGACGGGCCCGGCCUUUUUUUGUGAAAUUUCAACAACAACGGUGGCGGCCAAAAUCGCAACAUGACAGUUUCCUAUGCCGGUGAAGUGCCAAAUGGCAGUAGUUUUGGCUGUUUUUGGAAAAUUUUAUGGAAAUGGCGCGGCAGUGUUUACAAAUUAGUGUGGCGUGAACUAAUCGCUUAUUUAUGUUUAUAUUAUACAAUAAAUUUUUUAUAUAGAUUUGCCUUUACCGAAUAUCAACAAAAAAUAUUUCAUAAGAUACGCACAUACUUUGGCCAACAGGGUGAAAGUAUACCCAUGUCCUUUGUGCUGGGCUUCUAUGUGAGCCUGGUGGUGAAGAGAUGGUGGGAGCAAUACAGACUCUUGCCUUGGCCCGAUACGUUGGCCCUCUUCAUAAGUGCUGCCAUACCAAAUUCAAAUGGAGGCGUUAAUAACGAAACAGGUCGUUUAAUGCGUCGCAACAUCAUGCGUUACAUGGUUCUGGCCUAUGUCAUAACCCUGCAACGCAUUUCGCUUAGAGUUAAACGUCGCUUCCCCACCACACAACACCUCGUGGAUGCUGGUCUCAUGCACGAGUCUGAAAUGAAGAUAUUCGAAUCUCUGAAUCAGAAGAGUCCCAUGUCCAAAUACUGGAUGCCCCUGGUUUGGGCUACAAAUAUCAUAAAUCGUGCCCGCAAAGAGAAUCUCAUCACCUCCGAUCACAUCGUACAAACCAUACUGGUGGAAUUGUCGGAUAUACGCAGACGUUUGGGUGGUUUAAUUGGCUAUGAUACGGUUUGUGUGCCAUUGGUGUAUACACAGGUUGUAACCCUAGUAUUAUAUACCUACUUCAUUGCCGCCUUAGUGGGUCGCCAAAUGUUGCCGUAUAUGCCCACCCAGAAUGGCAAAGAGGAUUCGGAUCUGUACUUCCCCCUAUUCACCGCCUUGCAGUUUGUUUUCUAUGUGGGGUGGCUGAAAGUGGCCGAGGUGCUCAUCAAUCCCUUUGGCGAAGAUGAUGAUGAUAUUGAACUCAACUGGUUAAUCGACAGACACAUUAAGGCUGCCUACAUGAUUGUCGAUGAGAUGCACGAAGAGCAUCCGGAAUUGUUACGCGAUCAAUACUGGGAGUGUGUGGUGCCCAAGGAUUUGCCAUACACAGUGGCCUCUGAGCACUAUCGCAAGGAUGAGCCCAAAGGUUCGGCCGAAAAUUACAAAGUCAAAAAGGAAGAUGCCAUGUAUGCCAACAUUGUACCCGGUGGAGGAAAACGUACCAUGUCCGAUGAUGUUUAUGCAGAUUAUGAAAGCGUUGAUACUCCCAUGGUGGAGAGGCGUAAAAACAAUAACUGGCUUGUGCGGCAACUAUCACGAAUGGGUUCCAUGCGCAGCCAAUCAACGGCAUAUUCUUCCGGUGGCAUGGCAUUUAAUCGCAAUCGCUUAAAUUCCGUCUACUCAAGCCCCGAAUCUGGUCUCCCAAUGACCAUUGUCCAACAACAACAGCAGCAACAUAUACAGCAGCAGAUGCAAUCCAAGCCCAGCCUGUAUGAUAAAUUUGUGCAUCGUAAGUCCCUGCGGGCUCAGAGACAGCUCAUCAAACAAAACUCUCGUUUGAAUGGUUUGAAUGUAAAUGCUUCCAAAUCUCGACCUCGUAUACCCACUCCCGAUGUUACCAAGGAACCAAAUAUUGACAAAGAAAUUAAUGCCCCCAUCAAUACCACCAACACUACUACCACCACAAACAAUGCAAAUACCGCAGUUCUUAUGACACCGCAAUUGAGCACUCAAACCACCAUGUAUCCCUAUGCAAGCACCACCAACAAUAAUCUCGACGGGCAAGUGUUGGGCACUCUCCUAUUGUCACCCAUCAAGGAAAUGGACAGUUCGUCAUCGAAUAACACCCUAAUUCCAGGACACCCACAAACAACGGCACUGGCACAGGCAGUACUGCCAACAAAUUUGGCAUCUUCCAUGCCGGUAACAACGAAUAUCACCACACUGUCGUUCCCUUUCACUGUCACCACAAGUGCCACCGAUACAGCGGCUACUCUUAAUAUUCUACCGAUUACCUCGAAUCAAAUACCAACUAUAACCACUACUUCGUCGGCUUUUGAUAAAAAUGAAGUUAUAACCACCAUACCGGUGUCUCUCUCCAUACAACGUUCUCCCUCGUCCUUGUCUAUUAGUGAAUUGAAUUUUAACGACAAGAUGGAUAACAACAAUGCCACUGGCACAGCCAUACUCUCCGUGAAACCUCUCAACGGCGGCACCAAUAUUUCCCGCAACAAUAGUUUCAAUGCCAACCUCAAUCUGAAUAUCAGUGAUUCCUAUCUGCUAGAGCGUCGAAACUCUGUUCGUUCCGAAGGCCAUCCGGAAAUCAAGGAUAUCACGGACAGUGCCACCAUCUCACAUCACAAGAGCAAUGCCAUGGCCAAAGAGAAGAGUUCCUCAGCGGCGACAUCGGCUCCUUCGACUUUAGCCAAACGUCCGCCGGAGCAAAAAACCGGCGAAGUUUAUGUGUGAAACGAUGCACAAGACCAGAGCGAUUGCCAGCCUCUGUCCGUCCUGAAUAUUUCUUUAGCUAUGACGAUUUAUUCCCAAACAAAGGUUGUGAAAAUGGAAUCUUAACUUAUUUUACUGACAUGUGUUAUACUAUGUUUCUUACUUCUCCCUAAUAAUAUUAGUCAAAAUGAUCCUUAAAAAGGAUUUGCUAUAUGCAUAUAUAUAAACAAAUAAAUAAAAGUCUAAUUUAAGCAAGCAUUAAGUGCUAGCAAAUGUCUUGCACAAAAAAUUAUUGCCUAUACUUAGAGAACAAUACGAUGUAGUAGGGCUUUAAAAGCAAAACACACCUAGAUGUUUAUGGUAGGAAUCUCGUUAUGAUUACUUAAGAUGUUUAUAAAUUGUAUAUGAUCUUUAAAGUUAUUAUAUAUUGUAAACUAUAAUCCAUAUAUGUGUAUGUAUGUGUGUAGCUAUCGAAUAAGAUGAAUUUUAUAUUUAAGAAUAAAUUUUGUUUUGCCUUCUAAACUAA
Molecule: messenger RNA, 4572 nt
Organism: Stomoxys calcitrans (stable fly)
Lineage: Eukaryota; Metazoa; Arthropoda; Insecta; Diptera; Muscidae
Gene: Best2
Product: bestrophin-2
Exons: 13
Coding region: 1635-4067 (810 amino acids)
Molecular function (GO): chloride channel activity
Source: RefSeq, a predicted model, not a curated record